Microdochium trichocladiopsis is the source of this 2028-nucleotide messenger RNA. RefSeq lists its product as uncharacterized. NCBI's taxonomy places the organism in Eukaryota, Fungi, Ascomycota, Sordariomycetes, Xylariales, Microdochiaceae. The transcript has 2 exons. The record is from RefSeq and is a predicted model, not a curated record. The coding region runs from base 1 to 2028 and encodes 675 amino acids.
AUGUUUUCAAGGCACGAAACGAGCGGCCUUUUGAUGUUAGAGGCCCAUCGUCGUUUAGCAUACCCGGAAUGCUUCACCAUCUAUCUCACAGCAGUGAAGACGUGCGCCGACAUUGCCAUGGGGUUCCAAGUGGAGAGGAAGUUGUAUCGCAAUACAAUCAUUGCUUACACCGUCCAUCGGGGAUCAAAUGUCGUAGUCGAGGCUGACCUGGAUUUCGCACCGUCUCCAUUUCUGCAAGUGGAGACAGCCAGCGCGCCUCUGGCCAUCUUGCCAUCCUUCUGUUACACGGGAACAGAAGACUCGUUAUAUCCAUACGCCACGGCAAGACGUCGUUGUAACAAACCUUCCGGUGGACACUUGAGGCUUGUGGACAGCCCAGAUUUUGUCCCUCGAGCUCGCUUGCUGAAGGGCAACCUGCAACAUGAAAUCAGCUUGCCACUCCUGAUAAACCCUCCCGAGGACUCCCUGGCAUGUCACGAGACGGCAGUAGAGACGGCAUAUGUCAGCUCGCACAUCUCAUCCCGCUUACACGCGCUGUUCUCGCAGCUUAGUCUCGCCUUGGGGGAUCAAACAACAACCGACGCUGCACCACCACAACGAUCAACAUCAUUAUCAUCCACUUCACCAGCAACAUCAGUCCUGCCGGAAGAAGGCAUGUUUCUAGAGCUCAAAGUCGCCUCACAAUCCUUUGACAUCUUCCCCUUUUGCGACCACCGACAAUACCACUCCCGUCGCCUCACCUUGUCAUCCCCAGACACUUUACCCACUGUCCCCUCCAUCACCAAGCUCCUCUUGAAAUCCACCGAAACCUACGACGGCGGCGACAACAACACCAGCGAGGACUACCGCAUCAGGCCGCUAUCCCUGCUAAUCCCCUUCCAGCUCGCCGCCAAGCUGCCGGAUCUGCACACGCUGAUCCUGCCAUGGAUGUGGGAACGGCCUUUAUCUUUUGCACACUCCAGCAGAGUCGUCAGGGAACACUAUACCCGCCCUUGGGAAGGACCGUUACGGGACGCGAGGCAUGAUUUCGGCAACGCGAUUCUGGAGCAGCAGAUGUUCCUCCGGGGCGGGCGGAUCCCGAACGGGUUGAAGAAUGUCCUGAUGCAUUUCUGGACACCGCAGCAGGUUGCCGAGGAAGACCAGAGCGAGAGGAGGCCGAAUUUGAUCAUCUCUCCGACCGCUGCGGCGACGUCGGUGGGGUUGGUGGAGGGUGAGAACAAGGACCCAGUCAGCCUGGGACUGUGUAAGCUUGCGGGACAGCUGGAGAGGUUGGACUUGAGGGCCAUGGUCACUGAGGAUUUAUUCCCAACUCCUGCUCCUGCGCCUGCUGGUGCUGGUCUGGAAGUGGAGCAGCACCAGCAGCACCGGCAGUGGUCCAAAAUGCAGCGUCUGCGGAUCGAGUUCCACCCUCUCCGUCCGGAUGGGAAGUGGUUCUUCAUCGGCCCCAAGGGUGAAGAUCCCCACGGCGAAGAAGGGGGUUUCGAAAUCUCCGAGGAUAGAGAUUAUCCCCGCGAACACGAUAUCCCCGAGGACGAGGAGGUCGAUGAAGAAUACGAGGACUUCCCUACUGGCGACGUCGAGGUGGAUAUCUUGCAGGACAUGUUCCGUACAGAACCGCACCGGGAGAGGAUAGAGCCAUUACUGGCGAGAUUCGCUCAGGCAGUUAGGGAAGCGAAUAUGCCGUCCCUGCAGGAUGCUGAGCUGUUUGCGUAUCUGUGGUGGGCGCCAUCGGAUAGUCGCGAGGAAGAGGAAGGGUACGCUGGGCAGGAGCAGCCGUAUGCGAAGUAUAGUGCCCAUAGAUGGGGUGUCAAGUAUAUUACCAGUCGUGGUGGAAAUGGCGAUGGCGGUGGUGCUGAGGCAAGGACGACAGCUCCGACGGUCCAGUGGCAGGUUGGCGACUGGAGACCUAGCCCUGAUGUCAUGGCUCUUUUUGAGGGCUUGGGGACACAAGAGUGGCUUGACUUUGACUCCACGCAUGGUCGGCCCUUGCCGCUUUACGAGGACGCAAUGAAGGCGCGAUUGUUCUGA